AUGGCCUCGGGGGAUGGCGGGGUGCCGUUGUACUUUCGGGCAGUUUCUCUUGCGCGUUUUAGGAGUCGCUGGGAAGCUUUUUCGAGAGGGAUACCCCUCAUCGCCCACUGUUUAGUGACUUCGUCUUCGGUCUCUCUAUCUGGGUCUGACGGUUCUAUCUCGGCCGCCUCGUCUAGCAGGUCCUUGAGGUUCGACGGUGUUGUUCGGGAACCUCCAUUCCUCGGCGCUUUUCGUGUAAACGAAGUCGGUAUCCUCGGCAUUCUCUUUUUUCGAGGUGAGCAAGGCAUGGAACUGGGUGUUCGUGGAUUGGAUGGUAACAACCGUUUCUUCUGGGACCCUUUUCAGUGCGCGUAUGGCCGCCACUAUCAAAGGCAGCAUAGGGUCGUUUUCCCCCUUCCUCAUUAUCCGGUGAUAAGGAGGCGGUUUUGGACUAGUUGGGCGUCUAGCCUAUACUUCUUGUCUAUCAUGUUGCUCCGCAUCGAUUGGCCACUUAUGAUGGACUUCGCGAUCGUGUGGAUGGGCUCGUCCUCCUCUCGCUCGCCCGGCGUGGGUUGGGGCGGGCGUAUUUGCGGGUCGUUCAUGUCGGGGUCCCAUCGUGACUUUUCAAUAACCGGCGGUCGGUUACGCAUGCCUGGCAUGUGCAGUUUGGUCGGUUCGAAUGUGGGCGUGCUAGGGGCAUUGGCAUUCCUUAAUGCGCAUUAA
Molecule: messenger RNA, 702 nt
Organism: Peniophora sp. CBMAI 1063
Lineage: Eukaryota; Fungi; Basidiomycota; Agaricomycetes; Russulales; Peniophoraceae
Source: the annotation of a GenBank genome assembly